CCUGCAACAGUGACAACAUUCCCUCUCUAGCAAAAGCCACCAUCCCCUCUGCAUAGACAAACUGAGACUGCAGCAUACCAACGACGACAGUGUGGGAAAUUGUCCUCUUUCCAUCAGUGAUGGUUAAGAAAAUGGAGGCGAUUGGACGUGUACCAGCUGUACUAGCGAUGCUUCUCUUCUCGACUCUCUCUGCCAGCUCCUCAUUCCAGCCUGCCCUGGUACUAGACAUGGCCAAGAUCCUGCUGGAAAACUACUGCUUCCCUGAGAACCUGGUUGGGAUGCAGGAGGCCAUACAGCAGGCCAUCAACAGUGGAGAAAUCCUUCAGAUUUCCGACAGGAAGACCCUGGCAGCUGUCCUCACAGUGGGAGUGCAGGGAGCCCUUAACGACCCACGGCUGACGGUGUCAUACGAACCCAAUUUUGUCCCGGUGAUGCCUCCGGCGCUGCCAUCCCUCCCCACAGACCAGUUAAUUCGGCUGGUGAGGAACUCGGUGAAGCUGGAUACCCUGGAAAAUAACGUGGGCUAUCUGCGGAUAGACCGGAUCAUCGGGGAGGAAACAGCAGAGAAGCUCGGUUCUUUGCUGAGGGAUAACAUCUGGAAUAAGGUCGCUCACACGUCCUCCCUUAUCUUUGACCUGAGGUACAGCACAGUUGGAGAACUGUCCGGAGUUCCUUUUAUCAUCUCCUAUUUCUCUGACCCUGAGCCCCUCAUUCACAUUGACACUGUGUACCACAGACCCUCUAAUACAACCCAGGAGCUGUGGACCAUGCCGUCCAUAAUGGGAGAAAGGUAUGGAAAGAAAAAGGAUGUGAUUAUUUUAAUUAGCAAACGCACUGUGGGUGCUGCUGAAGCAGUGGCAUAUACAUUGAAACACCUCAAAAGAGCCAUCAUAGUAGGAGAGAGGUCUGCUGGUGGAUCGGUGAAAGUCCAGAAGAUCAGGAUUGGCGAUUCAGGGUUCUACAUAACAGUUCCCGUGGCGAAAUCCGUCAGUCCAAUCACAGGCCAGAGCUGGGAAGUGAGUGGCGUUUCUCCGUCCGUCAGCGUCAACGCCAAGGAAGCCAUUGGAAAUGCGAAGGCACUCUUGGCCGUGAGGAGCGCCAUUCCUAAAGCUGUUCAGAGCAUCUCAGAUAUCAUCAGGCAGUUCUACGCCUUCACUGACAGAGUUCCAACCCUCCUUCAGCAUCUGCAAUCUACCGAUUUCUUCUCGGUCAUAUCCGAGGAGGACCUGGCAGUGAAACUCAACCAGGAGCUCCAGGCUGUAUCCGAAGAUCCUCGGCUGACCAUCAAACACAUACAAGACAAUGCUGCUGUCAUAGUUGAGGACUCUGAGCCUGAUAAAGUUCCAGAUGACCCAGAAUUAUUGAGUGCACUGGUUGAUGCUGUGUUCAAAGUGGAAAUCCUCCAAGACAAUACAGGCUAUCUCCGCUUUGACACGUUUGUUGAGCCGUCAGCAGCAGCUAAACUAGGAGAACACAUGGCUAAAAAAGUGUGGGAGCCCCUCAAAGACACCGCCAAUCUGGUCAUUGACCUCCGCUACAACACUGGUGGGUAUUCUGCCUCCCUGGCAUUAAUACUCUCCUAUCUCCAGGACGCCUCACAGAAACUACACUUUUUCACAAUUUAUGACCGAAUUCAAAACACAACAACAGAACAUGGCUCACUGCCAAAUAUUAUUGGCCCAACCUACAGCUCCAAGCGUGGAAUUUACGUCUUGACCAGCUACUUCACCGCAAGCGUUGGAGAAGAGUUUGCUUAUCUAAUGCAGUCCUUACAUCGUGGCACAGUCAUUGGAGAAAUUACAUCCGGUACCCUGAUGCAUUCAAAGACACUCCAAGUAGAGGGCACAGAUAUCGCCAUCACUGUCCCUUUUAUAAACUUCAUCGAUAACAGUGGUGAAUGCUGGCUGGGAGGAGGCGUGGUCCCUGAUGCUAUCGUGCUAGCUGAGGAAGCUCUGGACCACGUUCACGAGAUCAUAGAGUUCCACAGAGGACUUAAGUCCCUCAUAGAAGAAACAGGGGAACUGUUAGAAAAACACUACGCAAUCCAUGAGGUCGCCGUAAAGGUCAGUAAAGUGCUGCUGAGCAAAUGGGAAGAGGGUUCGUACCGAUCCGUGGUUGAUUUUGAGUCCCUUGCAUCUCAAUUGACGGCAGAUCUCCAGGAGACUUCAGGCGAUCACCGCCUCCACAUCUUCUACUGUGACGUUGAGCCUGAGUCACUUCACGAAGUCCCAAAGAUCCCAACGGCAGAGGAAGUGGGAUACAUAAUUGAUGCUCUGUUUAAAAUAGAGGUGCUGCCAGGUAAUGUCGGUUACCUGAGGUUUGACAUGAUGGCAGAUGUUGAGGUGGUGAGGGCUAUUGGGCCUCAACUGGUGAAGAUGGUAUGGAGCAAGAUAGUAAACACUGAUAGCCUCAUAAUUGACAUGAGGUACAACACCGGCGGCUAUUCAACAGCAAUUCCUCUCCUGUGCACCUACUUCUUUGAUGCCGAACCCUUGCGACACCUUUACACCGUCUUCGACCGCACCACAACCACCAUGACAGAGAUUAUGACACUGCCACAGGUCAGAGGUCAAAGGUAUGGGCCAACAAAAGAUGUCUUCAUCCUCACAAGUCAUAUGACGGGGUCAGCGGCUGAAGCGUUCACCCGCACUAUGAAGGACCUGAAUCGGGCCACUGUGAUUGGGGAGCCGACGAUUGGAGGGUCUUUAUCAAGUGGGACCUAUCAGAUUGGGGACAGUAUCCUGUACGCUUCCAUCCCUAACCAGGUUGUUUUGAGUGCCAUCACCGGGAAAGUGUGGAGCGUUUCAGGGGUUGAGCCCCAUGUUGUUGCCCAGGCGAAUGAUGCUUUGUCUGUAGCACAGAAAAUCAUAGCCCUGCGCGGCCAAAUUCCAGCCAUCAUCGAGGGUUCGGCGGCCCUGAUUGCUGAUAACUAUGCCUUCGAGGCUGUCGGAGCUGACGUUUCAGCAAAACUGAACGGACUUCUGGCAAGUGGUGAGUACAGCUUGGUCAGCACCAAGGCUGAUUUGGAGGCGAAGCUCUCUGCUGAUCUGAAGACCCUGUCUGGGGACAAGAGCCUGAAGACCACCAGCAACACCCCAGCCCUGCCACCCAUGGAUUAUUCUCCAGAGAUGCUAAUUGACCUGAUCAAGGUCUCCUUCCACACUGACGUGCUUGAGAACAACAUCGGCUACCUGCGUUUUGACAUGUUUGGAGAUUUCGAGGAGGUCAAGUCCAUUGCUCAGAUUAUUGUGGAGCACGUCUGGAACAAAGUUGUGAACACAGAUGCGAUGAUCAUCGACCUGAGGAACAAUGUUGGUGGUCCAACAACCGCCAUCGCAGGGUUCUGCUCUUACUUCUUUGAUGCUGACAAGGAGAUCCUGCUGGACAAGCUGCAUGACCGACCCUCCGGCACCACCAAGGAUCUCACCACCAUCACUGACCUCACUGGCACCCGGUACGGAGCCAAGAAGAGCCUGAUCAUCCUGACCAGCGGAGCGACCGCCGGCGCCGCCGAGGAGUUCGUCUACAUCAUGAAGAAGCUUGGCCGCGCCAUGAUCGUCGGCGAGGCCACUGCCGGGGCAUCCCACCCACCCGAGACCUUCCGCGUCGGCGAGACCGACGUCUUCCUCAACAUCCCCACCGUCUAUUCCGACACCGCCGCCGGGCCGGCCUGGGAGGGAGCCGGCAUCGCCCCCCACAUCCCCGUCCCAGCUGGAGAGGCCCUAGACACCGCCAAGGGCAUCCUCAACAAGCACCUUGCAGGCCAGAAGUGAACCGCUCCCUGAGCAAAAGCCAGGAGGGCAUCCAACAGUCACUUUUGUUUUGGCAGCCAAAAGGUUUAGGGAUUUAGAAUAUAUGGAGCUGUGUAAGAAGAGAAUUAUGUAGGAUAAAGUAUAAAGUCCAAAGUGUGAUCCGUUUUUCACCCUGUCGACACCUAAGCCUUCUUUAGCCUGUUUGUAGAGCACAGGAGACGCGUUCUAAAGCAGGAUUUACUCGUAGUUUUUAUUUCUUUUGAAUGUCACUUUGACUACGGAAGGUUUGACUCGCUUAAUGUCUCUUGCAAAGGGUGAUUGGUACAGAAAUGUGGGUUCUUUUGUGAGGUGGGUUUAUAAUCUAUGAAUUUAUCUGUCAAAGAUCGGGUUGGAUGUUGUGGCAAUGAAUCUUGAAAAACAUCUUUCUACUUUUGGCUUUGAAAAAAGAGAAGCAGAAUGUACUGAAGCUAAGAUCGCUAUCCCUAAAACUUUGAUUUGGGACCUCUCUAAACUAAUCCACUUGCUGCUCUGGUGGGAAAACUGUCACAUGUAAUGUCUUUCUUACUGUGUAUGGGAAACAUGUCCACGAUGCAGUGAACUUCAUGCCCUGUGAAGCUACUUGGGUUGUAUCAAUUCCAGUGGUGAGACACAAUAAAAAAGCCAAUGGAAACACAAAA
Myripristis murdjan (pinecone soldierfish) is the source of this 4429-nucleotide messenger RNA. It is a transcript of the gene rbp3, whose product is annotated as retinol binding protein 3. Gene Ontology annotation, molecular function: serine-type peptidase activity; retinol binding. Lineage: Eukaryota; Metazoa; Chordata; Actinopteri; Holocentriformes; Holocentridae. The coding region runs from base 120 to 3773 and encodes 1217 amino acids. The transcript has 5 exons. Gene Ontology annotation, biological process: proteolysis. The record is from RefSeq and is a predicted model, not a curated record.